Talaromyces atroroseus is the source of this 843-nucleotide messenger RNA. RefSeq lists its product as hypothetical. NCBI's taxonomy places the organism in Eukaryota, Fungi, Ascomycota, Eurotiomycetes, Eurotiales, Trichocomaceae. The coding region runs from base 1 to 843 and encodes 280 amino acids. The transcript has a single exon. The record is from RefSeq and is a predicted model, not a curated record.
AUGGGCCUGAGAAAAAGCUAUGUCGGUCACAGCUCUUCCUCACUCCCUAUGCCUACGACAUAUCACCAGCCAAAAGCCUUGGGUAUUCAGGUGGUCAGAUCGAAUAAACCACACUACCAACACACCCCCGACAUCGACUUCAACAAGCAAGCAGACUACUUCAGUGACCGUGUAUCUGUUGGCUCAUCCCUCAGUGAUGACAUGGCUGAUGAAGAAGAAAUAAUCGUCCAUCUUAACGAGAGAGCGUUGGCUGAAAUUCCCAAGCCCCUCCAGAAUGUCAUGCGAGAGAUCCAGGCAGAGCGAUAUGAAAGACUGAAGAAAGAAAACCCAAACCUACGAGUCAUGGCAGCCGACUACUGGAUCAGACCCGUUGAGCGAGUCCACAGAAAGACCAUCUACAACCGUGCGCCUACCCCGUUGUACUUUGCAUUGCCGUCGUCUACCAACAAGCGCAACGAAAGAGCCAACGGUGCAUCUAGAGCAAACCCAACCAUUCAAAGCCUCGGGCCUGGGCACUGCUACAGAUGGGCUGCUCAUCCUGCCGCUGACGGCGAUUCUCUGCACGCACAGCAACGCCAAAAGACAUCAAACCCUCGCUAUCAGAACCACAGUGCCCAGCAUCUUCACAGCCAUCCCCAUCCUACGAAAGAAUUUCGAGUCAUCAGCGGCUACCGCCAACCUGUACCGGCGAAUCUCGUGGUCAACCAAAAGCUUAGAAAGCACAAGAACGCACGCCCUUCUGGUCUCAAGUCCUUGUCGGUCAAGCCCGUCGCAUCCAACUUGCGUGCCAGCCUCAAGAGAAGCCUUUCGCGUCUGAACAAAUGGAUGAAGAAUGAAAUUUGA